This is a messenger RNA of Raphanus sativus (radish), 1375 nucleotides long. Its product is annotated as aromatic aminotransferase ISS1-like. Gene Ontology annotation, molecular function: pyridoxal phosphate binding; catalytic activity. Gene Ontology annotation, biological process: biosynthetic process. Bases 112 to 1299 code for a protein of 395 amino acids. The transcript is spliced from 7 exons. The record is from RefSeq and is a predicted model, not a curated record. Lineage: Eukaryota; Viridiplantae; Streptophyta; Magnoliopsida; Brassicales; Brassicaceae.
CUCAUCUCUCUCUUUCUUUUAUUAGGUGUUUUACUUUAUGGAUUAGGAGAAGUCUUCUUUACUCUUUAUAUCGAAACAGUUGGACAGACCCUAGUUGCAAAAAAUACCGAAAUGGGAUCGUUGGAGAUGCUUUCGAGGAGAACACUGGGCACUGAUAUGCCCGUCAUGGCUCAGAUUAGGAAGUUAAUGGCGGAGUUGAGCAACCCCAUGUCUCUUGCUCAGGGAGUGGUGCAUUGGCAGCCUCCUCAAAAGGCUUUAGAUAAGGUAAAGGAGCUUGUGUCAUGUGAUCCUACAGUUAACUCUUAUGGACCAGAUGAAGGUAUUCCCGAGCUUAGAGAGGCUCUUAAGAAAAAGCUACGUGAAGAAAACAAGCUAACUCAAUCUGCAGUGAUGGUUACAGCAGGUGCCAAUCAGGCGUUUGUGAAUCUAGUUCUUAUACUAAGCGAUCCAGGUGAUUCAGUUGUCAUGUUUCAGCCAUACUACUUCAAUGCCUACAUGGCCUUCCAGAUGACUGGAGUCACCAACAUCAUUGUUGGUCCUGCCCAUCCACACACUCUCUAUCCCGACGCAGACUGGUUAGAGAGGACACUCUCCGAGUCAAAACCGACCCCAAAGGUUGUAACUGUAGUGAAUCCUGGUAACCCAAGCGGCACCUAUGUUCCCGAACCGCUUCUUAAUAGGAUUUCAAAGAUAUGCAAAGAUGCAGGGUGUUGGCUCAUUGUAGAUAACACAUACGAGUAUUUCAUGUAUGACGGUUUUAAACAUUGUUGCGUGGAGGGAGACCAUAUUGUUAACGUCUUCUCCUUCUCUAAAACCUAUGGCAUGAUGGGUUGGAGGCUUGGAUAUAUAGCUUACUCAGAGUGGUUACAAGGGUUUGCGAGAGAGCUUGUGAAGAUUCAAGAUAACAUCCCAAUAUGUGCCUCAAUAGUAUCUCAGCACCUGGCUUUAUAUGCACUAGAGGAAGGUGCUGGGUGGAUAGAAGAGCGUGUAAAGGGUCUGGUGAAGAACAGGGAGAUUGUUAAAGAGGCCCUUGAGCCGCUGGGGAAGGAGAGCGUUAAGGGAGGAGAAGGAGCGAUAUACUUGUGGGCAAAGCUACCAGAGGAACACAAAGAUGAUUUCAAGGUGGUGAGGUGGCUGGCUCACCGACAUGGAGUUAUGGUGAUCCCCGGGCGUGCAAGCGGCUGCCCAGGGCAUGUCCGGGUGUCGUUUGGUGGGUUGAAGGAGGAUGAUAUGAGAGCAGCUGCAGAGAGGCUGAGGAAAGGCUUAGAGGAGCUGGUUCACCUUGGAUUGGUGGAGUGAGUGUGUUUUUUGUUACUCAAAUGGGUCAAAAGAGAUAAAUUACUUUGUGAUAAUAAAGAGUACUGUUUGUUUAUUC